AGGUCAACCUGGUCUUCAGAGAAUGUUCUAGACUAGCCAGAGCUAUACAGAGAAACCCUGUGUAGGGGUGGGGUGGGGGUUGAAAGUGGAAAGAUAUUGACGCCCACAUGAAUAGAGCCCAGCCUAUGAUCCCAUGGGUAGUGAAGAGAAAUGGGGGCGCUGCCACUGCUUAACCCCCAAGGGAAAGUUGCUGGUUUAGGGGGGCAGCCAGGGCCCCCAGGAGAAAGGCCGAGAAGCUAAGCCGGAAAUCCCAUUAAUUGUAUCCAACACCCUUGAGGAGGGCAGGCUCAGAAAGGAUGUCAGCUCUGUCCUCUCCCCCAUCUAAGGUGCUAAUUCCCUCUGAGCCUCUCAGAGGCAUCUCUUUAGUCUUUAGGUGAAAAGCAGAGGUUGGUUCUAGUCAGAUAAUCCUGUACAUGCAGUGCCAGAAAUACCCACAAGGUGGCCCUAGAGGACUUCCUUAUUUUGGUCUGGCUGUAUAAUAAAGGCUCUAUAAACAAGAAUCUUGGGGAAUCCCCACUUGAAUAACUGAUGUAGGAUGUAGGUCCCUUUUGUUAUUUCCAACCAUUUCCCCCUAGGGGUCUUCAAGACUUUACUUUGGAUAGAAAUGAGGGCAAGUGUAGCUAGAGUUCUAACUGGCACCCCAGAGCUCUGAUCCAAAGGAGGUGGUCAGUGCUGGUCACUGCGGCUCUGAGGCACAGCUUCCCUUCCAGGUGCUGGUGAAUCCGGGAAGAGCACCAUUGUCAAGCAGAUGAAGAUUAUCCACCAGGAUGGUUAUUCGCUGGAAGAAUGCCUCGAGUUCAUUGCCAUCAUUUAUGGCAACACUCUGCAGUCCAUCCUGGCCAUUGUUCGGGCUAUGACCACGCUCAACAUUCAGUAUGGAGACUCCGCACGACAGGAUGAUGCCCGGAAGUUGAUGCACAUGGCGGAUACCAUUGAAGAAGGCACGAUGCCCAAGGAGAUGUCUGACAUCAUUCAGCGUUUGUGGAAAGACUCGGGCAUCCAAGCCUGCUUUGAACGUGCCUCAGAGUACCAGCUUAAUGACUCUGCUGGCUACUACCUUUCAGACCUCGAGCGUCUGGUGGCUCCAGGGUAUGUGCCCACUGAGCAGGACGUGUUGCGUUCUCGUGUCAAAACCACUGGCAUCAUCGAGACACAGUUCUCCUUCAAGGACCUCAACUUCAGAAUGUUCGAUGUGGGCGGGCAGCGGUCCGAGCGCAAAAAGUGGAUCCACUGCUUUGAGGGUGUGACCUGCAUUAUUUUCAUCGCCGCACUGAGCGCUUAUGACAUGGUGCUGGUGGAGGACGACGAAGUGAACCGAAUGCACGAGAGCCUGCACCUGUUCAACAGCAUCUGCAACCAUCGCUACUUCGCCACGACAUCCAUUGUGCUCUUCCUCAACAAGAAGGACGUUUUCUCUGAGAAGAUAAAAAAGGCACACCUCAGCAUCUGCUUUCCCGAUUACGAUGGACCUAACACUUACGAGGAUGCCGGCAACUACAUCAAAGUGCAGUUCCUCGAGCUUAACAUGCGACGUGACGUGAAGGAGAUCUACUCUCACAUGACGUGCGCCACCGACACACAGAACGUCAAGUUCGUCUUUGACGCUGUCACCGACAUUAUCAUCAAGGAGAACCUCAAAGACUGCGGGCUCUUCUGAGAUGGGAUCCUAGCUAGCCAGAUCUUCCACCGUCCUUCUCGAUGCCAGAAAUCAUGUGUGUCCCUUGCUCUGAGACUCUGUAGCCCAGCUUUCCUGUAGUCCCCUCCAAUAACUCCUGUGCCUCAACCUGCUGCUCCCUUAGCCACACAUCCAAAGCCCUGAGGCUUGAAGUGCGGACCCUCCCCUAGGUCCCCAAUCCCGCCCUUCACCGCCUGGCUGCACUGGCCUCUUGGACCCACAGCAGCUAGCCUCAGCUAGGACAAGGCAGAACUUGGGACAGCUGGAGCUCACAGUGACUCAGCAAUGCCCCAGUGACCCAGGUCUCCUGACGCCCUUCUGCCACCCCCACCAGCAGCAGCUCACCUGGUGGAUCUAGGUUCAGCAAACAGCCCGCCCUCCCUCCCCAGCUUUCAUGAAGGGCUUGAGGUAUCCCUCCCUCAAGCAGGCCUGUCACUUGCCAGCAGGUCUUUCCAGCCUGCUCCCUGCAUAUGACAAGUCCAACAUCUGUCCACCCAGUGGUCAGUGACUGUCCCUUCCAGUAACCCAAGGGAUCCAAAGUUCAAGCUCUGGUCUUUUGUAGCCUCACAUAGAUAAAUUAGUGACUUUGAGAUGGGUGCCAGGGAGAGACACAAGCCAAACCUAUUCCCAAAUACCAGGCUCAGGGUCUCUCCCAGUCCCUGUCCCUCUGGGUCUUCCCUCUCUGUCCUUGAACACUUCCACACCCCACCUCGUUCGCCCCCACACAAUACUCAGGGUUUUCUGAUCAAGGUAUGGUGUAUUGAAGGAGAGUACAUUGACAUCCGCUAUGACCAAUAACCAAGCUAUGCUGAGGGGUGGCUGAGGGCAGAGUCCAAUGCCUAUUGAUCAACCACGGGCAAAGAAUAUCCCAUGUGAAGUCGCAGGCAAUCCCAUGUGACUCUGUUCUCCCUCCUAAUUCAGGGCCCAGUCCUUGGGAGAGAGAAGUGAAAACCAGGCCUGAACCAUUAGAGACAAUGUCCCACGUCCUCCAGCCACUUCCGCUUUCUUCGUCAAGCAGCAAGUCUUUGCUUAAGCCUGUGGACCAGAGGCAGUGCUACUGUCUGAGACACAGUGAUUCUGUCCAGCAAGGCUAGGGCGUAAUCUGUACUUCCUCAGCUACGUGCCCAGACUCAGCAAUAAACCU
This is a messenger RNA of Myodes glareolus (Bank vole), 2819 nucleotides long. Lineage: Eukaryota; Metazoa; Chordata; Mammalia; Rodentia; Cricetidae. The record is from RefSeq and is a predicted model, not a curated record.